Molecule: messenger RNA, 702 nt
Organism: Suillus bovinus
Lineage: Eukaryota; Fungi; Basidiomycota; Agaricomycetes; Boletales; Suillaceae
Exons: 1
Coding region: 1-702 (233 amino acids)
Source: RefSeq, a predicted model, not a curated record
AUGCAGAGCCAGAAUGACUACCUGAGGCAAUGGCUCCCAAGGCAGGAAUCAUAUCUGCAUCACCUCCUGGAUCGAGAAGCUCCUCCAGAAGAUAGGAGAUGCAUCGUCUGCGAUCAGGAUGGGGUCUACAAAUAUCAAGAUUGUCUUGGGGAGCCACUCUAUUGCACAGGAUGUUGCAGGAGUCAACAUCGUCGCAAUCCUUUCCACUGGAUCAGUCAAUGGAAUGGUCAGUUCUUCGAGCAAAGUUGUCUUGCUCAUGUCGGACUCGUCAUACACCUCGGUCAUGAUGGCAAAGAAUGUCCUGCACUCACAAAUAGGUGGGAUUUGUUCGAAGGAGACGAACCAGAGUUCCAGCUUAAGGAAAACACCAUGGUCAUCGUCGACAAGUCCAGAGUUCAUCGCCUCGAGGUUCGAUGCUGCAAUUGUCCAAACACCAUGAGUCCAGACAUUCAAAUGUUUCGAGAUGGAUUUUUCCCUGCAUCAUUCAACAAACUGAAGACUGUGUUCACCUUCAGAGUGCUCGACAAUUUUCUAUUGGACAACCUAGAAUGUGGCACCUCCACGAUGAACUAUUACAGCAAGCUCUGGCGAAUGACCUCCAGCAUGUUUCCUCACCUUGUUCCGGUAAUUAUAUAUCUCCUUCAUCUAAAGGACAUUAUAUUGACAAGGCACUUGGCAAGGACCGAUACAGAGAGCUCAUGA